UGCUCACUCUCUGUUGAUAUUUAUGCCAAACCACAGUGGUUUGGGCUUCAUUGUUUGAUGCUUUGUGGCUAACCAUGGUUCAGUCUGUCAUUUUUUUUCUUUUCAUGCACAUGACAGUGGCUGUUUCAGCAAGGCAGUUUCUCAGGAACAGGCCUGGUUGUUACCAGCCAGUGCCCAGAAAACCUAAUUUUGGGGUUAAAACUACAGCUCGUCCUCAUGAAAUUCUGAACCUUGUUCAGCUGCCAAAGUCCUGGGACUGGAGGAAUGUAAAUGGCGUUAACUAUGCUAGUCCAACUCGUAACCAGCACAUCCCUCAGUUCUGCGGUUCCUGCUGGGCUCACGGCAGCACCAGUGCAAUGGCAGACCGUAUCAAUAUCAAACGGAAAGGAGCGUGGCCAUCUGCUUACAUUUCUGUCCAGCACGUGCUCGACUGUGCAGACUCUGGCACCUGUCAUGGAGGGCAACAUGGAGGGGUGUGGCAGUAUGCCCACACUCAUGGCAUCCCUGAUGAGACCUGCAACAACUACCAGGCAAUUGACCAGGGAUGUGACCUGUUCAAUAGAUGUGGGACUUGCUCAACUUUCGGGUCAUGCAACACUCUGCAGAACUACACUUUGUGGAAAGUAGGUGACUAUGGAGCCGUUAGUGGACGGGAUAACAUGAUGGCAGAAAUCUACACUGGCGGGCCAAUCAGUUGUGGAAUCAUGGCCACAGAGAAACUUGACGCAUACACAGGGGGCCUGUACUACGAAUAUGUAGAGACUCCUGACAUCAACCACAUUGUGUCAGUAGCUGGCUGGACAGUAGAAAAUGGCACUGAAUACUGGAUUGUGCGUAACUCCUGGGGUGAACCAUGGGGUGAGAAGGGUUGGCUCAGGAUUGUGACAAGUGCCUACAAAGGAGGAAGUGGGAGCAAGUACAAUCUUGCUUUGGAGGAAGACUGCAUGUAUGGAGAUGUGAUUGUACCCUCAACCUACCUAUAGACACUUAAGACCAUGACUAAUUGCAAUGGGCACUUAAUCUUCAUCUUAAUCUGAUUCCUGAAUAAAAAAAACUCCCUAUUUUAAA
Molecule: messenger RNA, 1068 nt
Organism: Larimichthys crocea (large yellow croaker)
Lineage: Eukaryota; Metazoa; Chordata; Actinopteri; Sciaenidae
Product: cathepsin Z
Exons: 6
Coding region: 75-983 (302 amino acids)
Biological process (GO): proteolysis
Molecular function (GO): cysteine-type peptidase activity
Source: RefSeq, a predicted model, not a curated record